CUUCGAUCAGAGGACUACCAUGGAUCACAGACAUAUAGUGGUUGUGUUCCUAACACUUUUACAGGGUAUUUAGAUAUGUAUUUUUUUUUUUUUUUAAUUUUUUUGGUAUGAAAAGUCAUUGAAAUUCUAUCGCACAUGGCACCACUUUUUUCUUUGCAUUUAAACCAAACAAAAUUUAAUAAUUUACUUUAAAAAAAUUUUUUAUUUAAAUACAAUUUUGCAUUUUUUGUUAAAAUAUGAUUUGACAAUAAUUGUUGAAUGUUUAAAAUUCUUAGCAGAUAUAUUAAGCUUAAGAAUGUAUUAAUUAUUUUUUUAAAUUAAGUCAGAGAUUCAUGUGAGGGCUACCUAUUUGGGUUUACAUUUCCGAAAUAAAUGUCAUAUAUUUCUCACUGAAAGUAAACGUGGAAUUAAAUGUAACUUGGUUAAAAUCGUAAUUAAUUCAAUUACAUGUCGUAAAUAAAGUCGUUAAGAGGACAUUCAAGUAGUCGUCAUAUCGACGCCUGCAACAACAAUUACAGCUCUUACAAAACAAAAAACAGAUUGUGCAAUACUCAAGUGCUAUCAACAAUAUUUUGUUUUUCAGCCAUCACCGUUUGUGGUGAAUAUUGUUAUGGAGACAAUACUUUUAGUAGCCUCUAUUGUGCUUAUGGCUGUUGUGGAACUUCAGUUUACCAGUAUUGCUGUUCAAAGUAAGCCAUUAUCACGAUGAUUACUUAGUGUAAAUGCAGAUUUUUUUUUCUAUACACAUUUUAAAAAAAAUAUUGACCUUCUUAUCUCAUGUAAAUUAGACAUACAAUAAGAAUAAAUAAUUAGAUGAAACAAGCAUUAACAUAAUAUAACAACAUUGUCACAUGGUCCUAGUAUGUGAGGUUGUCUUAGUAUAACAGUUCUUUUUUUUUUAACGUAGCCUUAGCAUAAUGUGAACCCAUCAAAUAAAGUACCAUUUUAAAUCCUUUAAAAUAACUUCAAUUUUGUUCAUGUAUUAAUGGAUGGGUGGCAAAAUCUUUAGAUGGCUGAUUGAUCUACUUUCCGUCAACUUAUAGAGCUGAAACUUGGCACAUAGACUUGAUGCCGAUGACAACACAUUCUUUCAAAUUUUUUAGCACAUCCCUGCGGCCCCAACACCAACAAUCAGGUUUUUUUUUCCGGUUUUCAAGGGAAAUGUUGAUGGACAUAUCGUGUUAUUUAUUUCACGAAUAAAAUUCCCGAUAAUUGUUCGAAAUGAGAUUCUUUUUUUAAAAAUAUCGCCAGUGCGUUUGGUGUGUAAUAUUUUCUUUUGCUUUUCUGAAAUAGUUGUUGGAAUAAAUCUGAGGUGUGAAAGCGGGUGUGGCAUUAGAAUAUUACCCUUAAAUAAAAUAGCAAAAGGUAUAUACAUGAUCUAUACGUAAAACUUUGUUUUUAGAUGCUGUUUAAUUCCAUAAACUUCUCGCAUUAGUCUAUACUCGUUACAAUUGGGUACAAUAAUGUAUCCACUUUUACAAAGAUUUGUUUUAUCUAUUUAUAAAAGUCAUCAAGUUUAUAAAUUUUUGUCAGCUUUUCGUAAUAACAAUAUAAAAAAAUUGUCUAUUAAUUUGAUAAAGAAUAACACUUCUCUAUUAACAUUUUAGUUAAUUUCGCUUGCACAAAAUGUUGAACAAUAAUUUAUCAGGCGAUCAAAAACUUAGCAAAUGUGUUUUGACAGUUGUGGGCAAUGACAUUAAAAUUGGAAAUUAUAAGCACGCUGCAGUGAUAAUGCACUCUCUCUAUGAUAUGUCUUUCUAAGUGAUAACUCACUCUCUCAAUGAUAUCCAACUCUGUCAAUAAUAAUUAACCCUCUCAAUUAUGACCCACUCUAUCAAUGAUAAGUCUCUCUAAAUGAUAAUGCACCCUCUCAAUGAUAAGUCUCUCUCAAUGAAUGAUAAUUCACUCUAUCGAGGAUCAGUCUUUCUGAAAUGAAAAUGCACUCUCUCAAUGAUUAGUCUCUCAAUGAUAAUUCUCAGAGAACGGUUAUUCAAUAAUAAUGAUGCGUUCUGCAACGCUUAGACGUCAAAGUAAAUAAACACCAAACACAAUAUUCUCUUGUAAUGAACAAAGUACAAAGCUAUCAUAUGCAGCGCACAUAGGAAAAAUGUUCCUUUUGUAAAACAAUGAAACCUUAAAUCGAUUGCUCAUGGCCGAAUCGCAACACAAAACAUGACACUAUUCGUUUCUGUAUAGAUCAUCUAAGAAAAAGUGCGAUUUUGGUCAAAUCUGAGCCUGGGGUCGGACAAACAAAUCUACAUAGCCAUAUUUGUUCUAGGACAAUAGAGAACAUAGGUGUAUAUUUAUUAUUAAAAUACAUUUAAAAAACAUAGAGCCUUAAUAUAAUCAGCAUCUAUAAUCAUCAUCUAUAAUCAUCAUCUAUAACCAUCUAUAAUCAUCUAUCAUCCUCUAUCAUCGUCAUUCAACAUUAUCAACUAAAAGGACUCUCGUCGUAUGUCUAGAGUUAACGUGAAGAGGGAGAGAGGGGAGGGAGGGAGACGGAGGGGAAGAGAGAGAGAGGGAUGUGGGAGAGACAGAGAGGGCAGGAGAAACUGGGAGACAAUCGUUGGAACAGCGUUGCACUUACACAAUUUGAAAUGAUUUGAUCUUUAAAAGAUUUCUUUUUUUAACAUUACAUAAAAACAAUGAUUGUUGAUAGACAACCGUGAGACCUGCGUUCAUUUUCUUAAUAUUCAGUUAUUUCCCUUUUAGUGUAAGAAGGGGGGAGAGUGCAAUCAGGUUAGCACAAUAUAAAAUGAGUAAAACAAAGAAGGGUUAAACCUGAAGAAGGAACGCCACAAAACAACGAACGUGUCGGCAGGAAGCCUUCGUCAGCGAGCAAAACAACAGAAAAAAAACAGUAUUAAAAAUAAAUAGCAUUUAGCUUAGAGGUAGUACCCGUGGGCAGCCAAUGAAAUGUGACAGAAAGUAAGUAAGUGAGAGAUUAAAUAGGGAAGACGAAAGUAAAGAGUGUAACAAAAUGUAACCCAAAAUGUCACUAAUGCUAUCAGAUGGCGCUGACUUCACUUAAUAAAAUUCCCGAUAACUGCGACUAAAAUGAGAUUCUUAAAAAAAUACCUCAUGUGCCUUUGGUGCUUAACAUCUUAUUUUGUUUUACGGAAUAAGUCUGAAUAUCAAAACAAUCGCAUUUUAAACCUGCGGUGUAAAUAAAAGGGGGUGGUACAUAACACUAUUAAUAAAGUUCAGGAUGGGUGACCCUAAAUGGGAGUCUUAUAAAGUACGUUACUUGAAUGCAUGGUUCUUGUUUCUUGUACGUGCAGCUUGGGUUUCUUCCCUUGAUUCUUUUUCGUAUCGCUGAAUUUUUGUUUUCUAACUUAAUUUUUUUUUUUUUUUAAACAUUGUAGACCUAAUGUUUGUAUCUGAGUGUCAACGAUUUUAAAGGAGAACUACCUGCGCACGCUAUAAAUUCAACGCUGUUCCAGCGGUUGUUUAGCUUAGCGUAAGUUCCAGACACACGGCGUUAAUUAUAUUCAUUGAUGAAUUAGUACACAUUAUCUGAAAGUACAUGCUAUUUUUUUAAAAGGACAACUCGCAGCAAACAUUAUCAAACGUUUGCUCUCCAUUUCCAUCUCAUCAGCAUCUACAGCAGCUACAGCGGCUAUAGCAGUACCGUGUCAUCUGUAUUUAGCAUUGGAACCAUCGUUGGCAUAGCGGUUGGUUCUUUCGCUGGACUGGUUCUUGUCAUAGUCGCCAUUGUGCUAAUAUGUAAGAAAUGCACAGCUCCGACUAGAGUUGUCAACGUUAUAGGACCUCCGGCCCAGGGAGGUGCUGUCAUGACGCAAACUAGUGGCAUGAUGUCACAAGGUGGCCCUCCAGGUUAUUUUAUGACACAACCAAGUGCCAUGAUGACACAACCUGACACUCCGGGUGAGUUUAUGACAUAACGAAGUGACAUAAUGACACAACCUGGCACUCCAGGUGAGUUUAUGAUACAACCAAAGGACAUUAUGGUACAACCUGCCACUCCAGGUGAGUUUAUGACACAACCACGUGGCAUAUUGACACAACCUGGAACUUCAGGUGAGUUUAUGACGCAAUCAAGGGACAUGAUGUCACAAGCUUGUACUCCUAGUGAGUUUAUGACGCAACCAAGGGGCAUAAUGACACAACCUGGCACUCCAGGUGUGUUUAUGACGAUUCAAGUGGCAUAAUGACACAACCUGGCACUCCAGGUGAGUUUAUGACACAACCAAGUGGCAUGAUGACACAACCUGGAACUUCAGGUGAGUUUAAGACACUAUCAAAUGGCAUGAUGUCGCAAGCUGGCACUCCAGGUGAGUUUAUGACACAACCAAGUGGCAUGAUGACACAACCUGGAACUUCAGGUGAGUUUAAGACACUAUCAAAUGGCAUGAUGUCGCAAGCUGGCACUCCAGGUGAGUUUAUGACACAACCAAGUGGCAUGAUGACACAACCUGGAACUUCAGGUGAGUUUAAGACACUAUCAAAUGGCAUGAUGUCGCAAGCUGGCACUCCAGGUGAGUUUAUGACACAACCAAGUGGCAUGAUGACACAACCUGGAACUUCAGGUGAGUUUAAGACACUAUCAAAUGGCAUGAUGUCGCAAGCUGGCACUCCAGGUUCAUUUAUGACACUAUCAAAUGGCAUGAUGUCGCAAGCUGGCACUCCAGGUACAUUUAUGACACUAUCAAAUGGCAUGAUGUCGCAAGCUGGCACUCCAGGUACAUUUAUGACACUAUCAAAUGGCAUGAUGUCGCAAGCUGGCACUCCAGGUACAUUUAAGACACUAUCAAAUGGCAUGAUGUCACAAGCUGGCACUCCAGGUACAUUUAUGACACUAUCAAAUGGCAUGAUGUCGCAAGCUGGCACUCCAGGUACAUUUAAGACACUAUCAAAUGGCAUGAUGUCACAAGCUGGCACUCCAGGUACAUUUAAGACACUAUCAAAUGGCAUGAUGUCACAAGCUGGCACUCCAGGUACAUUUAAGACACUAUCAAAUGGCAUGAUGUCACAAGCUGGCACUCCAGGUACAUUUAAGACACUAUCAAAUGGCAUGAUGUCACAAGCUGGCACUCCAGGUACAUUUAAGACACUAUCAAAUGGCAUGAUGUCACAAGCUGGCACUCCAGGUACAUUUAAGACACUAUCAAAUGGCAUGAUGUCACAAGCUGGCACUCCAGGUACAUUUAAGACACUAUCAAAUGGCAUGAUGUCACAAGCUGGCACUCCAGGUACAUUUAAGACACUAUCAAAUGGCAUGAUGUCACAAGCUGGCACUCCAGGUACAUUUAAGACACUAUCAAAUGGCAUGAUGUCACAAGCUGGCACUCCAGGUACAUUUAUGACACUAUCAAAUGGCAUGAUGUCACAAGCUGGCACUCCAGGUACAUUUAAGACACUAUCAAAUGGCAUGAUGUCACAAGCUGGCACUCCAGGUACAUUUAAGACACUAUCAAAUGGCAUGAUGUCACAAGCUGGCACUCCAGGUUCAUUUAUGACACAAGCGAUUGGUAUAAUACUUUUUUUAAAAAAAAAAGCAAGCGAUAUUCCCAGAAUAGAUGUAAAUGGUUUGCUAUGUAGCACUGCUUAAAUAUUUUGUUUGUAUAUGGUAUGCAAUGUAGCAUGGCUUAAUUAUAGUGUUAGUACAUGGUAUGUAAUGUAUCUUUGCGUCAUUAUUUUAUUUGUAUAUGGUAUGCAAUGCAGCGCGGCUGAAUUAUUUUGUUAGUAUAUGGUAUGCAAUGCAAUAUUUUGCGAAUUAUUUUGAAACUGUGUGAUACAUAAACAAAUUGAAUUACUAAUAUAAAUGUCAAUCACAUUUUUUUUCUCCUCUAUCUUCCAGGCCAAGUGCUAGCCUACAAUCCUAAGUUGUAUGGAUACUAAGAGACGUGAUAUCUUAUUGUAAUGUUAUCUGUACAUUAUACGGUGCGAUAAACCAUGUUUGCAUUAUUGAUUUUUUUUUCCUCCAUGAGCGAUUUCUAUUAUCAAUAAUUUAAAGUGUUAUUUUAAUAUCACCACUUCUGUGAGGAGCCUGAUGCUAAUGUUGAACGGUCAAAUAUUUUUUUUUAAACAAAUAUAUAUUAUUUAUUCUCAGAUUACUUAGCAUUAUUAGGUUGUAAGUUUUU
Messenger RNA from Lymnaea stagnalis (great pond snail), 6104 nucleotides. Lineage: Eukaryota; Metazoa; Mollusca; Gastropoda; Lymnaeidae. The record is from the annotation of a GenBank genome assembly.